AUGUAUGCCACCCGCUCCAUCAUAAUAUGCAUCGCCAGCCCUCUUCUCAUGAUGGGACCUCCGGCUAUUCUCGCUUUUCUCUGGAACUGCCUCGAUCUUCUCUGUCUUUGCGUCGUCAAUGAUCGUCAAGGCGUCCAUCCCAUCGCUUGCAUCAUUGUCGACGGCCUGCUGUUCCUCGGGCUGGGAGCCAUGUCCGGCGUGAUCGCCUUUACCCUGUCAAAGCUCGACGACUCGGGCUACUACUUUGCUUUCUUUCAAGACGAGGCAGGCGAGGAGUAUCUUCGCAUUGUCCUGGGCUUCGGGAUCCUGGCAACGUAA
Molecule: messenger RNA, 318 nt
Organism: Verticillium dahliae VdLs.17
Lineage: Eukaryota; Fungi; Ascomycota; Sordariomycetes; Glomerellales; Plectosphaerellaceae
Exons: 3
Coding region: 1-318 (105 amino acids)
Source: RefSeq, a predicted model, not a curated record